AUUCAGGUGUGGCUUUCUCACAGCCCUGCUGAUAUCCUGCUGUGUGGAGUUGGAAACUGCAGAGAAAGUUAGAGAGCUCUGAGGACAUGGCCGACACUUCCAUCAAACCCGUCUCCAAAUGCCAAAGCUGCAUAGAAAUUCCAACCUUCUCAGAGUCAGAGGACCCUAAGGUGGUCAAGUAUUGUAAAAGCCGCUCCGUCACGGAGCUGGGAUCCUUAAAGGUUACGUCCAAUGGCUCCACCGCUGCAACUUCAGUUAAUGUGCAUCUUCCAGGCGACAAGGAGGCUGAGGGUGAGGCAGUCCUUUGUGACUUCUGCUUGGAGGAAAAGGUGAAAGCGGUGAAGACGUGCCUUACCUGCGUGGUGAAUUACUGCACCACCCACCUCAGACCCCACUUAGAUAACCCCAAGCUGCACUCCCAUCAGCUGGUGUCCCCUCUGAGCGAUACCGACUUGCGGACUUGCGCUUUGCACAACAAACCCCUGGAACUCUUCUGCAAGUUGGACCUCUUGUGUAUUUGCGAGGAAUGCGCAGAGUGGCAGCAUAAAGACCACCAACCGAUACCCUGCGCCGAAGCAAAGAAGCAAGUAGAGGAGGAACUACAGAAAAUAGUGACGGACUAUGACUGGAAGCUGAAGUCGGCUGAGAACUCCAUCGUCAAAUUAGAAGCCAAUAGCACAUCAAUACAGAAUUCUGUCACGGAAGCCAGAAAGUCCAUCGACCUUCAGUUUGAAGAAUUACAGGAAGCGGUGAAGAAAGCCCACACCAAAGUCCUAGAUUUCCUGGAUCAAAGGGAGAAGGCGGCGAUCAACCAGUCUGUAGGGAUCAAGACCCACCUGGAACAGAAAUGCAACGACCUGAAGAAGACCAAAGCCAAAGUGGAGGACAUCUCCAAACACAAGAGCAAGUCCUGUUUCCUUCAGGAAUACUGUGAAUUUAAGAAGACUGUGGGUGACGACACGAUCCCCAGCGUUUAUAUCGGGCUCAAAGACAAGUUGUCUGGGAUCAGGAAGGUGGUGACGGAGUCAACGGAAAAACUUAUUCAGCUGCUGCAACCCUCGUACAUAGACACGCUUGAAGAGUUUGCAAAGGAAGAUGAGCUGUCAAUCAAGAAUGUGGUGUCGGCAAUAGUCCCUGCCAACCACAGGAUAUCGGCUCCGGAGCCCUCAACAAGAGAAGAGUUCCUAAAAUAUAAAUCGAAUGUUACAUUGGACCCAGCGACGGCUCACUGUUUUCUGAGACUGUUACAAAACAACCGCAAAGUCUCCAACGCUUCCCCUUGGCAGCAGACCUACCCCGACUGUCCAGAACGAUUUGAAAACUUCUGCCAGGUCCUCAGCGCAGAAAGUUUUUACGUGAGCCGCCACUAUUUUGAAGCCGAGUUCAAAGGCGAGCUCUUCUACAUCGGCGUGACUUACAAAUGUAUCGACAGGAAGGGCUCGGAGAGCAACAGCGCCAUAACGGGCAACGACUUCUCCUGGGCCCUGAAGUGGAACGGCAAAGAGUUCUCCGCCUGGCACAGCGAGGUGGAGAUUCCAAUAAAGUCAGGGAAGUUCUCAAGGAUCGGCGUCUACAUUGACCACCAGAGAGGAACUGUGGAAUUCUACGGUGUGACCGACUCAAUGACACUCCUGCAUAAGUUUGAGGGGCCUUUUGCUGAACCCUUGUAUGCAGCCUUUUUGCUUCCCAAGAAGGAAAACUCGGUGACUAUUAUUGCACCCGAAAACAUGGCCCAAUCUGUGGAGGCAUUGCCACCACCUGAGACCAAGGUGACCACAACCACCUCGAAAGAAACCAUCACAGCGAAUACCAAGACCGAGGUUACCAUCAGUACCACUGUUCAGAUCAUCAAGAUGGAGAAAAACAUUACAGAUGCCUCAACCGUGUCUACAGAUGGAAAAACCAACAACCAAAUAACGAUGGAGACAGAAAAAACGUUGACCAAAAUCAGCACUGUGUAGUGCCUCAGCUUGUGUUAUCUAGAACUGUUUAACCGCUUGAUGACCGGCUCACGCCGUUAUACGUCGGCAGAACGACAUGGCUGGGCAGAUCGACGU
Rana temporaria (common frog) is the source of this 2057-nucleotide messenger RNA. It is a transcript of the gene TRIM16, whose product is annotated as tripartite motif containing 16. The transcript is spliced from 6 exons. The record is from RefSeq and is a predicted model, not a curated record. Lineage: Eukaryota; Metazoa; Chordata; Amphibia; Anura; Ranidae. Gene Ontology annotation, molecular function: protein binding; zinc ion binding. The coding region runs from base 87 to 1961 and encodes 624 amino acids.